AUGUGCCAGCAGAGUACCGGUCAAGCUUUGCUCAGUUCAGUUUUUUCCGGGGGUAAUAACGAGCCUCGGACGUGGCGCCUCAAGCUGUUCCCGAGGGGAUCAGACGGAGAUUACGAGCAGUUCGUGUCCAUUUUUCUCGUCUCCUGCAACAGGAGGCGCGUCUCCGCUAAGGCUCGGUUUUCGAUCAUCGAUGCCAAAGGAGAACAGGCUGUCCGAAAGCACACCGAGACCCUCAUCUUUGCGAGCAAGGACGACGGCUGGGGAUUCGGAAAACUGAUUAGCAGGCGAGCACUGAAGCAGAAUAGUAGCACACUCUUGCCCAGUGACACGCUGACCUUGAAGUGCGAAGUGGUCGCCUUGGAGAGUAGCACCACGGCUGAGCCCAGAAUGAGCAGCGAAACGACGUCCCCAGCUCUACAGAAAUGCCGGCUCCCCGACGACUUCACGUGGCUCCUGGAAAGCGGCAGCAACACCGACGUUAGGCUUACUGUGGGAAGCGAGACGUUCCGGGCUCACAAGAGCAUCCUGGCUGCCCGGUCACCGGUGUUUAGGGAGAUGUUUGAGCAUACGACGAUGGAGGAUGAAGGGGUAGUCAUCGCGGACGUCGAGCCUGACGUGUUUGGCGUUCUCCUGCAGUCCGUCUACACUGGGUGCGUGCAGGAAUCCAUCGAGAAGCCGGACUGUCUUCUCAGGGCCGCAGACAAGUACAAACUAGACGGGCUGAAGGCGGCGUGUGAGCUUGCUCUAAUUUCUAGUUUGAGCGUCGAGACGGCCGCUGACACUCUCAUCUUGUCCCACCAGCACGACGCCCACGCGCUGCGAUGUCAGGCCCUAGACUUCGUGUGCUCGCACAUGGACGACGUAGUCGAGACUCCAGGCUGGGCGACCAUCUGCAAGAGCCACAUUGAGCUGCUGGAGCAGCUUUUGAUGACACUCAUCAACGAGCGUGGUGAGCCACCGUUGAAAAUUAGCAGGAGCUCGUAA
Rhipicephalus microplus (southern cattle tick) is the source of this 984-nucleotide messenger RNA. RefSeq names its product speckle-type POZ protein B. NCBI's taxonomy places the organism in Eukaryota, Metazoa, Arthropoda, Arachnida, Ixodida, Ixodidae. Gene Ontology annotation, molecular function: protein binding. The record is from RefSeq and is a predicted model, not a curated record.